Ochlerotatus camptorhynchus is the source of this 720-nucleotide messenger RNA. Its product is annotated as retinaldehyde-binding protein 1-like. The record is from RefSeq and is a predicted model, not a curated record. Lineage: Eukaryota; Metazoa; Arthropoda; Insecta; Diptera; Culicidae. Gene Ontology annotation, cellular component: membrane. The transcript has 2 exons. The coding region runs from base 1 to 720 and encodes 239 amino acids. Gene Ontology annotation, molecular function: phosphatidylinositol bisphosphate binding.
AUGCCUUCGCUGCCAAGCUUGGACAAAUGUCCCUCUCUGUACGGCACCUACCGGACCACUCUGAGUCCCACCUUCCUCGCCAAAGCCAAGGAUGAACUACACGAAAACGCAUCAACCCGCGAUCCUUCGUUGGCGCAGAUGCGGGAAUUCAUCGCCAAGCACCCGCAAAUACAACGGUGCCGAACGGAUGCUUCGUUUCUGUUGCGAUUUCUCCGGGCCCGAAAGUUCAAUGUGAUUGCCGCGUGUGAAAUGCUUGAAAACUAUCUGACCUGUUUCGACCGGUGGCCCCAGUGCUUCCGAAUCAGUGAUUCCGUUGAUCUGUACCGUAAGUUGAUUGAUGGGGCGUUUCUUGUACCAUUGGGUUAUGCCGCCGAAGGGCAGUUUGUCAUGCUCUACCGCCCGGCGGGAAUCGAGCUCAGUUGGAUGAAGCCGGAGCACGUGUUCAAGCUGGGAUCGGCGUUGAUUGAGUGCUACUUGGAAGAGGAGCAGUUCCAGGUGUGUGGGCUGGAAAUUAUUUGUGACUUUCAGGAAGCGACCCUGACCUAUUUCGGUUUGUGGACUGUGAUGGACUUGAAACUGCUGAUGGAUUCCACCACCGGAGCAAUGCCUCUCCGGACGAAGCGAGUUCAUAUUUGUGGGCUACCGAGGUUCGGGACGGCCGUGAUCACUACCUGUCUGGCGAUGGCACCGCUAAAGCAUCAGCAGAAAGUUAAGGGUUGA